Brassica rapa (field mustard) is the source of this 1256-nucleotide messenger RNA. RefSeq names its product protein RKD2. Lineage: Eukaryota; Viridiplantae; Streptophyta; Magnoliopsida; Brassicales; Brassicaceae. Gene Ontology annotation, molecular function: DNA-binding transcription factor activity. The record is from RefSeq and is a predicted model, not a curated record.
AUGGUUGAUCAUAAACUCAAGGAAGACAAGCCCUUCUCAUUUCUAACAUAUUCACCAUCCUUUGAUGAUCACAUCGCGUUAACGUUUCCUUCGUUUGAUUGGGAAGAAGAGCUUCUUCCUCUCCACAACAACUUUGUUUCUCAAGCUUUUCAUUUGCCUACACCUUCUCUGUCAUUACCUGACCUUGAACCCUUGUCUCAAGAUGUACUCGACUCAUACAGCUCUGCAGAGCAGAACAGAGGCGAAGAUGACUUGGACAUGAAUACUAAGAAGAGGAGACUCAACAGAGAACAUAACGUGAGAAUCAUCAGCGAUGUUACUACAUACACAACCUUUCCGGCUUCAAAGGCAUUGUCCAUGGAGACUAUCUCUCGCUACUUCUAUAUGCCAAUAACUCAGGCAGCUAUGGAGCUUGACGUAGGUUUAACUCUUCUGAAAAGAAGAUGUCGCGAACUUGGUUUUCGCCGAUGGCCUCAUCGCAAACUCAUGAGCUUACUAGCUCUUAUUAGUAACGUCAAGGAGCGGCAGAAGAUGCAAGGCGGAGAGAAAGCAGGAAUAUUCAAGAACGCAGUAGAGAUACUUGAGGAUGAGAGGAGGAGGAUCGAAGAGAAUCCGGAUUUGGAGUUUAGCGACAAGACAAAGAGGCUGAGACAAGCUUGUUUCAAGGCUACACACAAGAUGAAGAAGAAGAAUAGUCUCAAGUCAUCAGAGAUGUCUAAACCCUCUUGUUCAAGCAGCGGCUCUGUCCUCAGUGAGGAGGAGUCAGUUAUUGAAGGUGUAGAAAGCGAUGAAGAAGUGAAGUAUCUCUUGUGUGGUUUCACAAAUGAGUUUAGUGGUUUGUGAAAAUCUUUUUUUUUAUUAAGGAUUUGGAUUUUAAAGCCACUGAUCAUUCAACAAAAACAUAAAUAAGAAACUGAUAUUUUUAAGGACAAGACAUUAAGCUUAAACAUUUAGCUUCUCAAUCUCUCUCCUUAGAGCAUUAGCUCUAAACACACUCCCAAUAGUGUUCACAGCCAACUUCAAAUCCUCCAAAGGACUACCCGGUGCGACCCUCUUGUACAGAUAACUAUCAAACGUCAUCUUCUGAACAUACUCAUCACCGCACAUUUCAACAAACGCUUCUCUAGCCGGGUUAGAUCGGUAAAACACUUUCUGCAACACAUCAAGCACCCUGUACGUAGGCAAGUACGUCUUGUCCCAUUUCUCCAAGUACUUCCUCAAAUCACUCUCGUCAAUCAUCUUCUUACCUGUUGCAA